CUCUCGCCACUUCCAAGGUAUUGAAAACGCCGGAUGAAAAGUCGUUGCCGACUGAAUUAAAAGGUUCUCAGAUCGUCCGACAUGUGGCACUCAGUGGACUUAAGACCCUGCUAUACAGUCGACAGAUCACAGUGCAGAUAUCAGUCAGAAUUAUCGACUUGACACUAAUGCAUCGCGGACAUAAAUGAUGAAGGCGCUUUGGCAAAUGGGAGCUUGUUCAGUUUAAAGGGGCAUGCACGCUAUGUUUAGCCGAGAGUUCUUAUAAAGGGUAGAGAUAAAAUGAAAGGAGAAGGUUAUCAAGAGAUGGAAGAGGCUAAAAAGAAUCUUUUGGAAGACCAUAAACAAUGUGACAUCAAUGAUCAACAUGAGGAGGACACGUCGUGGGAUAAAAGAACAUUUGCCUCGACAUUUGAGGCAUUUUGGAACACUUGCAACACAAUUCAAGGUCUACCAAUAUUGGUCAUACCUUACGCCGUUCGAAAUGGUGGCUACCUAGCCAUCUUUACUCUUCUACUAGUCGCGGCUGCUUCUAAUUACACUGGAAAAACCAUUGUUCGGUGCCUCUAUGAAACAGAUCCAAAGAGCGGUAAACGAAAAAGGGUCCGCGAUUCCUACGUAGAUAUUGGCGACGCUUUUCUGCCGAACUUGGGAGGAAAUCUCGUCCUUGUUACUCAGUUUGUAGAGUUGCUGUUUGUUGCUGGAGUUUAUCCUUUACUGGUUGGAAGAAUAUUGGCCAAAUCGUUUCCCCACGUUACUGUUCCUUGCUGGCUCUGGACACUCUUUGGCGGCAUACUUUUCUUUCCAAAUAUUUUUCUUAAAAACCUUUCUCAGGUGGCAUGGACCAGCAUCUUAACGGUGCUUUCUGCAAAAGUUAUUUUCUUCACCGUUGUUACGUACAGCGUAUUGCAUGUACAAAAGUGGGAGAUAAGCCAUUUGGAAAAUUUCGACGCCAGUACAUAUCCGUCAGCUUUAGGAGUCCUUGUAGCAAGUUAUCUGUCGCAGCCGUUUGUAUCACUCAUCGAAGGCAGCAUGCGCUACAAGGAAAAGUUCGACUCAGUGAUGAAUUUGUCCUACCUAGCUAUGACAUUACUCAAUGUCACUAUUGGAGUAGUCGCUUAUAACUUAUUUGAAGGAGAAACGGCCGAAGUUAUAACAAAUAACUUGCCAGAGGGCUCAUUCCGAGUAGCAGUGAAUGUGAUGGCGGCAGUACUGUCCAUCACUUCCUACACUCUGCCAAUGUUCACUAUAUUUGAGAUAAUUGAGAAUUCCUCAUUGUUUCUCUUGCCAGGGAGCUUUGGUAAAUCUAUCUUCACUCCGUCUGUCAUUGUAUUUCGUAUGUCAAUGGUAUGUAUGAGUGUGAUUUUUGCUGCUUCCUUUCCGUCCUACUCCUAUAUAUUAGCCCUGGUCGGCAGUAUCGCUGGUAUCAGCUUGGAGUUCAUAUUUCCACCUUUGUUUCAUAUGAAGAUAUACUUUCAGGACAUGACAUGGUGUAACAUUGUGGCUGACGGUGUUGUGGUUGUGGUUGGUGUAAUAGUGAUGGUCACGGGAACAAUAUCCUCUGUUUUCUCCUUGAUUAAAGUUUACAGUCAACCAGGUAAUGAUGAAUGUGCCUGAAGAGCCCACUCAUAGAUUGUACAAGUUUCCACGGUGUUUUUAUCGUUGAGUUGAAGGUAAAAAGAGAAAAUAACAUAAUAAAGAUAUAAAAUGGCUUAGUGUUGUUACGUGCUUUGAUUACUUUUAAACUGUUUAUCGGAUAUUCAGUCUGUUGAAUAUUUAUUUGGGGCAAAAUUAAAUGGAAUUCUCGGCGAAAAAAAGUUUACAACAAAACUUGUAGGUUUGUUCGAGUUUUUUAUUUUUCCCUGUGUAUGUCAUUUCAAAAACUUCCUUGUGACUCGCCAAAUUCACGUAAACCGAGGGAGUUAAAUCAGUCUUUUUCGGUUUCAAAG
Molecule: messenger RNA, 1946 nt
Organism: Stylophora pistillata
Lineage: Eukaryota; Metazoa; Cnidaria; Anthozoa; Scleractinia; Pocilloporidae
Product: vesicular inhibitory amino acid transporter
Biological process (GO): amino acid transmembrane transport
Cellular component (GO): vacuolar membrane
Molecular function (GO): L-amino acid transmembrane transporter activity
Source: RefSeq, a predicted model, not a curated record